Messenger RNA from Cannabis sativa, 1293 nucleotides. RefSeq lists its product as uncharacterized. NCBI's taxonomy places the organism in Eukaryota, Viridiplantae, Streptophyta, Magnoliopsida, Rosales, Cannabaceae. The transcript has a single exon. The record is from RefSeq and is a predicted model, not a curated record. Bases 1 to 1293 code for a protein of 430 amino acids.
AUGGCUUCGACUAGCACAGCCAUGGAUGACAUGGAGUUCCAGUAUGGGCAUAUAGAGUUGGAUGAUGAGGAAGAAUGUGGUUUUGAGAUUGAGGACGACGUGGAGGAGGCGGUUCUGGUGGAUGAUCGUUGGUGUUUGGUGGGGAGGUUUUUGAAUGCGAGAUCGAUAGAUUUUGAGGCUAUGAAACACACGCUGGCGGGGUUAUGGAAACCGGGCAAAGGCUUGUUUGUCAAGGAAUUGGGGCCGAACCUUUUCUUAUUUCAGUUUUACCAUGAGAUCGAUAUUAAGCGUGUUAUUAAUGGCAGUCCUUGGACUUUCAAUAGGCUACCAUUGAUAUUUGGUAGAGUUCCACGAGGUGGAGAUCCGAAGUCUGUAAAGCUUAAUCAACUUGAUAUGUGGAUACAGAUUCAUGGCCUUUCUACGGGAUUUAUGACGGAGAAAAUUGUCGUUACCGCUGCAAACUACAUUGGCUCCUUUGUUGAAUCGGACCCUAAGAACUAUAAUGGUCUUUGGCGGGAUUAUCUCCGAGUAAGAGUGACGGUGAACAUUGAUGUCCCAUUGAAAAGACGAAUGAAGCUUAAGAAAACGGGUGGUGAGUGGUUUUAUGCUAAUUUUAAAUACGAAUUUGCUCCGACAUUUUGCUUUAUCUGUGGUUUGAUAGGUCAUUCGGAAAACUUUUGUCCUAAGUUAUUUGAUACACCUGAGGAUGAGAUUGUUAAACCUUAUGGGAGCUUUAUGCGUGCACAACCACGAAGGAAAAAUUAUCUAUUGAGCUCUCAGUAUUUGCGUACGGGUACGGAGGCCGAUGAGCAGUUUGACCAUGCAAUCCCGGUGCGACAAGAUGAGGAGGAUGAUCGGCCAGCCAUGCAAACUGGGAAACUACCUUGUUUGGAGUUUGAGAAUAAUCCCCAGUCAAAGGUGGUUGAUGAUAUUCCAGAUUUGGUGGAUGAUGGGAAUAUUCCUCUUAAUGAAAAUUUGAAUCAUAAUGGCAACAAGACUAAUGCUUCCAAGUCUAGUAUCAAUGAAAGAGGAAAGUCAGUUGUGUUUGGAAAUCAUGUGUCAAGCGGGAAAGGUCAACCUUCACUUUUCAUUGGUGGAAUUAUCGGUCCACAUGGAGGACAAGGAGGCCGUGGGCCUUCUACUGAGUCCAAAAGAAGGCGUCAACAUGAAGGGGUUGGUGGGCCUGACUAUGUUGAUAUGGAAGCGGAGGAUAGUGCUGAUAUGGAUGUUAAUGGACUCUCAAAAAACGAGUUCGAGGUGGGUUCUGGUUUCCAGGCCCACCGGGCAUUAUGA